GUGAGAUGGGGCUGAACAACUCCAAAGAGCAGUCUCUGGAAAAAGGAACAGCACCCAACAAAAAACCCAACAAGAACCAACAAGAACCAACACCCUUCGACGAUGACAACGGUCUACCAGGACUUCACCAAACUUCGUUCGUUUUUACCCUCGCUCAGGGUCGAAGAACUCAAAGGAAUCAUCAGAACGAUCAACAGCUAUCUACUCUGUGCCGCCAGGAUCUCCGGGAAGAAAGACGAAUUAAUCAUCCGGAUCGAAGGCUACCUUCAAGAAGCCAUCACCUCAAACAAACUCGACAACUACGACCACAUCAGAGCUGCAAUCUACCGAUACUGUCGCGAACCAUAUAUACCAACCUACCAUCGAAGCACUCUCAACAGCACCACCCAUCAGCAACAACACCCCUCCGGCCAUCAACCCUACCCCCCACCCUCAACCGUCCCCUCAUCCUCCACAGCUGCCUCGUCGACAUCCAAUCGAGCGAAUGCUCCCGUCGUUGACUUGGGCCCCGUCCCGUUAGCACACCAUCAUCAUCAUCAUAGUCAUCAUAGUCAUCAUCAUCCACCCAAGGCUGAUCCUGUCUUUGGAAGCACUAGCACCCCUGCCAAUAUGAGAUCUUCGGGCUACCCCAUCAAACAACCUAGUAACAACAACAACCAACAUUACAGCGCCAACUCCGGCAUCAGCCCUAACCAUUCCGGCCAAGGAUUCCCUCCCAAAGCUCAUCAAGUCUUGCCCCCCUACCACAAUAACUCUGCCGCCUUCAACCCUCGAACUCUGCCGAUCUGCUUCGAAAAAUCUCCGUUCUAUCGCGUCGAUUCCGCUGCCUCCGGAGUCGCAAUCUGCCAUCGAGCUGCCCAAAAUGAUCGUAAAUCGGUCCCAUUAUCGCUAAUCCUAUCGGCUGACCAGAGGGCCAAAUUAUCUCCAAGCCAUGUGAACGCAUCUGGAAGCCAAUACCAACUCCGACUGUUUGCGACCUCGGAAACGUUUUAUAACCAUCCCAGCUUUCCAGCCGGACCCAAUACCCAAGCCAUGUCUGCUGCCUUGAUCGAAUUCCCUACGACGACCGACAUCAAGUUGAACACUUGCUCAAUCACCUCCAAUCUCAAGGGAAUCAAGAAACAGCCUGGCACCGCUCCUCCUCCCAAUCUCGCUCAAGUCCCCGGUAAAAAUGGAUCCGGUCAGGCCCUCGAUUUGAAGGAAGGUAGACCUAAUCAAAUCGAAAUCGCUUACUCUAACUCCGAUAAGAGGUUCUUCUUUGUGAUCUAUUUGGUCGAAUAUUAUGGCGUUUAUGGGCUGAUGAAGAACUUGAAAGCGAACCGAAAACGAGCACACAACCAAGUUUUACAAGAGAUCAUUGCCAGUGCGGGAGAUGAAGAUAUCAUCACGUCAGCCUCCGAACUGACGCUGAAGGAUCCGGUGGUCUUUAUGCGGAUCAAGACGCCGAUUCGCUCGAGCCGAUGCAAGCAUCUUCAAUGCUUCGAUGCGGAGAUGUUCUACACGAUGAUGGAACAGACGCCGACCUGGCUCUGUCCGGUGUGCAACGCGAAGCUGAAGAACGAGGAGAUUGCGAUCGACGAAUUUUUCGAGUCGAUUCUCAAGGCCAGUCCGAGUUCGAUCGACACUGUGGUGAUCGAGGCGGAUGGAAAGUGGCAUGACGAGCGAUACACGGUGGGGACGAGUGCGAAGAAGUGCUCGUCGCAGUCGGUGAUGAGUGUGGAGAGCGGCGGGAGUGGGAGCCAUCGGCCCGCGGGUGGGGCCCGGACGGCCGACGAGCAGGACUCUGCCGGGUCCAAUAAGCGCAAGGUCACCGUCCUCGAACUCGAGUCCGACGCAGGUGACGAUGAUGAUGACGACGACGACGACGAUGAUGAUGAUGAUGAUGAUGAUCCUAUGCGUCCUCCCGGCUCCUCUCGCGCUCGCGCCUCUAAUAAACGACAUAAGUCUUCUGGUCAUUCGGCCGAUUGCGUCAUCGAUCUCACCCUCGAUGACGAUUGAUUUCUCUCUGUUUCCCUCUCCCUCUCUUCUUCCUCUUUUGAUCUUCAUUCCCUCACUUCCUUCUUUUGUUUUUCUUCAUGAAUCCCUUGCCGGCCCCUUCUCCUUUGAAAAAAAUAAAACAAGAAGUUGGGUGUUUUUCAGCGCAAGAUCAGAUAUUGUGGGUUGGUUGAUGGAUUCAAUUGUCUUCUCUAUCCAAUCACACAAUUCAAUGUGAUGAGGAUUUCUUUGUCCAUCUGGUGUUUGGUUUGGUUUUGUUUUGCUUUUUUUUUCUUCUUCUUACUUUCACAUUUAAAUAUC
Molecule: messenger RNA, 2295 nt
Organism: Puccinia graminis f. sp. tritici CRL 75-36-700-3
Lineage: Eukaryota; Fungi; Basidiomycota; Pucciniomycetes; Pucciniales; Pucciniaceae
Exons: 8
Coding region: 103-1998 (631 amino acids)
Biological process (GO): protein sumoylation
Molecular function (GO): zinc ion binding; SUMO ligase activity
Source: RefSeq, a predicted model, not a curated record